UCUCACUUGUCUUAUAAGUAUCAAAACUCAAAAGCUUUACAAAGCAUAUCAUCACAUCAACAAACUCAGAAUCGGAGUUUGAGUUUCUAAUUUGGAACCAAUCAGCAAUCGGAAAAAAAUGAAGGGUGGUUUGCUUGUGGACAAUAAAUUUAGUCACGGGCAAGACAAGAACUUGACUGUUCGGAAAACUUCUCUCUUUUUCGCCGGAGAUGGUUUCACGGUUUACGACUGCAAGGGCACUUUGGUCUUUCGGGUGGACUCUUACGGUGGUCCCAACAACCGCGACAACGAUGAGGUUGUCCUCAUGGACGCUCACGGUCGCUGUCUCCUAACCCUCCGACGAAAGAGGCCGAGUUUGCGACGGAGAUGGGAGGGGUAUCUCGGGGAGAGAACAGACGGUCAAAAACCGAUCUUCGGAGUGAGGAGAUCGUCGAUGAUCGGGAGGAACAGCGUGACGGUGGAGGUUUACGCGGAGUACGAGUGCAACGAGUACUUGAUCGAAGGAAAUUUCGGGCAAAGGAGCUGCACCGUGGUGGAGGCGGAGACGAGGCGGAAGGUGGCGGAGAUACGUCGUAAAGUGGAUGCGUCAACGAACGUGAUGCUUGGGAAAGACGUUUUCUCGUUGAACGUGAAGGCCGGUUUUGAUGGAGCCUUUGCCAUGGGAUUGGUCCUUGUGCUUGAUCAGAUCUACGGUGACGAUUACGUCGAGGUUGGUGAAGAACAGGUGCACCCUUACGCAGAAGAUCAUUAAUUUCUUCUUUUCUUUUCUUUUUGGGUGGGAACCAAAAACGAGUGGAAAUAAUAAUAUCUAUCUAGUUGUGAGCUUCUGUCGGCUUGAAAGGAACGAUCUGGACAAAUAUUUCUCGUCUGUCACUUGCUGUGAAUGAAUUUUAUUUGAAUUA
Molecule: messenger RNA, 902 nt
Organism: Brassica oleracea var. oleracea
Lineage: Eukaryota; Viridiplantae; Streptophyta; Magnoliopsida; Brassicales; Brassicaceae
Product: protein LURP-one-related 5-like
Exons: 2
Coding region: 119-751 (210 amino acids)
Source: RefSeq, a predicted model, not a curated record